GGGUUUUUUUUUUAUUGUGACACUACAAGCGACGUUUAUUGUGCAUUAAUUUUAGUUAAAUUCGUUUUUAAGCAUAUAGUUUAAUUAUUUAAUUUAUUACGAUGGCCGAAUUUCUGGACUCGGAGGCCGAGGAAUCUGAGGAGGAGGAAGAAUUGGACGUGCACGAGCGCAAGAAACUAAAGAAGCUGAAGGCCGCCGUAUCCGACAGCAGCGAGGAGGAGGAAGACGACGAAGAACGACUGCGCGAGGAGCUGAAGGAUCUGAUCGACGACAAUCCCAUCGAGGAGGACGAUGGCAGUGGCGAUGACUCCGACACGGGAAGCGGCGGCGACGACGAGGGCGGCGGGAGCGGCAAAAAGCGGAAAAAGCACGAGGAUGAUGAUCUGGAUGAUCGACUGGAGGACGACGACUAUGAUCUGAUUGAGGAGAAUCUGGGCGUGAAAGUCGAAAGAAGGAAACGGUUUAAACGUCUGCGGCGCAUCCACGACAACGAAAGCGAUGGCGAGGAGCAGCACGUGGACGAGGGUCUGGCGAGAGAACAGAUCGCCGAGCAGCUGUUCGAUGAGAACGAUGAGAGUAUUGAACACCGCAGCGAACGAAGUCCUCGGGAGGUGGACGCCUUCGAUGAGGAGGACUCGGAGUCGGAUGCGGAUGACUUUAUUGUGGACGACAAUGGUCGGCCCAUAGCCGAGAAGAAAAAGAAGCGUCGUCCCAUCUUCACGGAUGCAUCCCUGCAAGAGGGCCAGGAUAUCUUCGGUGUGGACUUCGACUAUGACGACUUCUCCAAGUACGAGGAGGACGAGUACGAGGAUGACUCCGAGGGCGAUGAGUACGACGAGGAUCUGGCCCCUGGGGAGGAGGGACGCGUCAAGAAGAAAAAGGCCUUGAAGAAGAAGGUGGCCCGGAAGACGAUAUUUGACAUUUAUGAGCCGAGCGAACUGAAGCGCGGCCACUUCACCGACUUGGACAAUGAGAUACGAAAAACGGACAUACCGGAGCGGAUGCAGUUGCGCCAGGUGCCGGUGACACCGGUCCCAGAGGGCUCUCAUGAGCUGGACGAUGAGGCCGAUUGGAUCUAUCGGUUCGCCUUCUGCAAGCAGACCGUGUCCGAGCAGGAGAAGGCCGACAACCGGGAGAAGCUGCGAAAGCCGCCGACCGCCGUCAAUAAGAUUAAACAGACCCUGGAGUUCAUCCGGAACCAGCAGCUGGAGGUGCCGUUCAUCGCCUUCUACCGGAAGGAGUACGUCAAGCCGGAGCUGAACAUCGACGACCUGUGGAAGGUGUACUACUUUGACGAGCGCUGGUGCCAGCUGAACGAACGGAAGCGCAAGCUGAAGGCCCUCUUCGAGAAGAUGCGACAGUUCCAGCUGGACACGCUGUGCGCCGAUCCGGACAAGCCGCUGCCCGACGACAUCCGGCUGAUGCAGGACAGCGAUUUCGAGCGCCUAGCCGACGUCCAGUCGAUGGAGGAGCUGAAAGACGUGCACAUGUACUUCCUGUUGAACUAUUCCCACGAACUGCCCCGGAUGCAGGCCGAGCAGCGACGCAAGCUGCUGCAGGAGCGGCGCGAUGCCAAGGCCCGUCGCCAGGCGGCCGCCCUAGAGAACGGUGACCAUGGUGCGGACGGUGCUGCCGUUACGCUCCCCGAUCCCGACGAGGAUGAUGACCCGGAACUGGUCGACGAUCAACUGAAGCAGGCGCCCAACAGCAGUCCGUAUGCGGUGUUCCGGAAGGCGGGCAUCUGCGGAUUCGCCAAGCACUUCGGUCUCACGCCGGAACAGUUUGCGGAGAAUCUGCGGGACAACUACCAGCGGAACGAGGUCACCCAGGAGAGUCUCAGCCCCACGGAGCUGGCCAAGAAGUAUCUGUCGCCGCGCUUCAUGACCGUCGACGAUGUCCUGCACGCCGCCAAGUAUGUGGUCGCCCGGCAACUGGCCCAGGAGCCACUCCUCCGCAAAACGAUGCGCGAAGUGUACUUCGAUCGGGCGCGCCUGAACAUCCGGCCGACCAAGAACGGCAUGGUCCUGAUCGACGAGAACUCACCGGUGUAUUCCAUGAAGUAUGUGGCCAAGAAGCCGGUGGGCGAUCUCUUCGGCGACCAGUUCAUCAAACUGAUGAUGGCCGAGGAGGAGAAGCUGCUGGAGAUCACCUUUCUGGAGGAGUUCGAGGGCAAUGCGAAUGCCAAUGGACCGCCCGGCGAUUAUGUCGAGGAGGCCAAGACCCUGUACCAUCUCGAUCAGUUCUCCAAGCAUGUCCUCGAAUGGAAUGCCCUUCGCGCCGAGUGCGUCAAGCUGGCGCUGCAGAAGUGGGUCAUUCCCGAUCUGAUCAAGGAACUGCGCGCCACCCUGCACGAGGAGGCGCAACAGUUCGUGCUGCGUUCCUGCACCGCCAAGCUCUACAAGUGGCUCAAGGUGGCGCCCUACAAGCCGGACCUGCCCUCCGACUACGGCUACGAGGAGUGGAGCACGUUGCGCGGCAUCCGUGUCCUGUCACUGGCCUACGAUCCGGACCAGUCGGUGGCCGCUUUUUGUGCCGUCACCACCGUGGAGGGCGAUAUAUCCGACUACCUCCGGCUGCCGAACAUCCUCAAGCGGAAGAACUCGCACAACGCCGAGGAGAAGUCCCAGAAGCUCCAUGAUCUCCGGAAGCUGAGCGAUUUCAUCAAGAUGAAGAAACCGCAUGUGGUGGUGAUCGGUGCCGAGUCCAGGGACGCACAGGCCAUUCAGACCGACAUCAAGGAGAUCCUCAAGGAGCUGGAGACCUCCGAACAGUUUCCGCCCAUCGAGGUGGAGCUGAUCGACAACGAGCUGGCCAAGAUCUAUGCCAAUUCGAAGAAGGGCGAGUCCGACUUCAAGGAGUAUCCCGCCCUGCUGAAGCAGGCCGUAUCCCUGGCCCGCAAGAUGCAGGAUCCCCUCGUGGAGUACUCACAGCUGUGCGAUGCCGACGACGAGAUCCUCUGCCUCCGGUACCAUCCGCUGCAGGAGCGGGUGCCGCGGGAGCUGCUGCUCGAACAGCUCAGCCUGGAGUUCAUCAAUCGGACGAGCGAGGUGGGCCUGGACAUCAAUCUGAUGGUGCAGAACUCGCGGACGGUGAACCUCCUGCAGUACACCUGCGGCCUGGGACCGCGCAAGGGCCAGGCCCUGCUGAAGCUGCUCAAGCAGAGCAACCAGCGCCUGGAGAACCGCACCCAGCUGGUCACCGUCUGCCAUCUGGGGCCCAAAGUGUUCAUCAACUGCAGCGGCUUCAUCAAGAUCGAUACCUCGUCCCUGGGCGACAGCACCGAGGCGUAUGUGGAGGUGCUGGACGGAUCUCGGGUGCAUCCCGAGACAUAUGAAUGGGCCCGCAAGAUGGCCAUCGAUGCGAUGGAGUACGAUGACGAGGAGACGAAUCCGGCCGGGGCGCUCGAAGAGAUUCUGGAGUCGCCGGAACGCCUCAAGGAUCUCGAUCUGGACGCGUUUGCCGUGGAGCUGGAGCGCCAGGGAUUCGGCAGCAAGAGCAUAACCCUGUACGACAUCCGGAACGAGCUGAGUUGCCUGUACAAGGACUACCGGACGCCGUACACCAAGCCCAGCGCCGAGGAGCUCUUCGACAUGCUGACCAAAGAGACGCCCGACUCGUUCUACGUCGGCAAGUGUGUCACCGCCAUGGUGACCGGUUUCACCUAUCGGCGGCCGCAGGGCGAGCAACUGGACAACGCCAAUCCGGUGCGGAUCGAGUCGAGCGAUAGCUGGCAGUGCCCCUUCUGUCACAAGGACGACUUCCCCGAACUGGCCGAGGUGUGGAAUCAUUUCGAUGCGAAUGCCUGUCCUGGGCAGGCGUCCGGAGUGCGAGUGCGACUGGAGAACGGCCUGCCGGGCUUCAUUCACAUCAAGAAUCUGUCCGACAAGCAGGUGCGCAAUCCCGAGGAGCGGGUGCGCGUCUCCCAGAUGAUCCACGUCCGGAUCAUCAAGAUAGACAUCGAUCGGUUCUCGGUGGACUGCUCCUCGAAGACGGCCGACCUGAAGGACGUGAACAACGAGUGGCGGCCGCGUCGGGACGCCUUCUACGACUUUGUGACGGAGGAGCAGGACAACCGGAAGGCCAGCGACGCCAAGGCCAAGGCGCUGAAGCGGAAGACCUACGCCCGGCGGGUCAUCGCCCAUCCCAGCUUCUUCAACAAGUCGUAUGCCGAGGUGGUGGCCAUGCUGGCGGAGGCGGAUCAGGGCGAGGUGGCUCUCCGGCCGAGCAGCAAGUCCAAGGAUCAUCUGACCGCCACAUGGAAGGUGGCCGACGACAUCUUCCAGCACAUCGAUGUGCGGGAGGAGGGCAAGGAGAACGAGUACAGCCUGGGCCGGAGUCUGUGGAUUGGAACGGAGGAGUUCGAGGAUCUGGACGAAAUCAUUGCCCGCCACAUCACUCCGAUGGCUCUGGCCGCCCGGGAGCUGAUCCAGUACAAGUACUACAAGCCCAAUACGUGUCCCGUCAAUGGCAAUGAACGUGAUUUCAUGGAGGGCAUACUGCGCGACGAGAAGACUCGGGAUCCCAAGAAGAUCCACUACUUCUUCACCGCCUCGCGGAGCAUGCCCGGCAAGUUCCUGCUCUCCUACCUCCCCAAGACGAAGGUGCGGCACGAGUACGUCACCGUCAUGCCGGAGGGCUAUCGCUUCCGUGGCCAGAUCUUCGACACGGUCAACAGCCUGCUGCGCUGGUUCAAGGAGCACUGGCUGGACCCGACCGCCUCGCCGGCGAUGAACUCCCUCAGCGGCUCCAACUCCACGCCGUUGCACAGUCACAGCAUGCGUCCGCCGCCGGCCAUGUCCGCCAUGUCGUUGGCGUCUGGCGGCGGGGGUUCCGUGUCCGGUUCCAUGGCGCCCUACAGCAUAACCGGCAGCGUCUCGGGCGGCACACCGCGCAGCGGUAUCAGCAGUUCCGGAGGUGGCGGCGGCGGCGGCGGUUCCAGCGCCUACUCCAUAACCCAGACCAUCGUGGGCUACGGGCCGUCGUCCAUUGGUUCGGCGGCGGCAUCGGCGGCAGCAGCAGCAGCGGCCGCUGCCGCCUCGGCCGGCAGCCACUACGGCAGCUCGUCCACGCCCUCGUUCGGGGCGAUCAUCAACACCCCGUACACGCCCAGCGGCCAGACGCCGUUCAUGACGCCCUACACGCCGCACGCCUCCCAAACGCCCCGCUACGGCCACAACGUGCCCAGCCCCAGCUCGCAGUCGUCGAGCAGCCAGCAGGGCCAUCACUACGGCGGAUCGGGACGCGGCGGCACGCCCAGGUAUUACGAGACGAGCGGCAGUGGCAGCGGCAGCGGCAGCAACUCCAAUUCCAACUACAACAUGCCGCCGCAUCACCAGCAACGGGCCAAAGAGAACCACGACUGGCAGCUGGCUAACGAUUCCUGGGCCCGGCGCAGGCCACCGCCCUCCCAUCAGCAUCAGCAGCAGCCGGCGGCACAGCAGCCGAUCGGUGGAAUGGGCAUGGGCAUGGGAUUGGGGAUGAGUUUAGGUAUAGGAUCGGGUGGUGGCACUGGCGCGGGGGGAGGUGGUGGUAGUGCAGGAGGAGCUGGUGGCUAUGGCAACGAUUACAACAGCAAUCGGGGCAUGGGCAUCAAUCUGGGACAUGGCACCUCGGCGGUAUCCUCCAAGUCAUCGGUGCGCAGUACGCCCCGGACGAAUACCUCGCCCCACUCGAUGAAUCUGGGCGAUGCCACGCCCCUCUACGAUGAGAAUUAGGGCACGAUAAGAUACACAAACACACAACAACAACAACAACAACAACAACAACAACAACAACAAAAAGUAAAAUAAACUACAAAAAAAAAAAUAUAAAUAAAAAUGAGAUCAGAUCAGAAGAGAAGAAAAGAGAUCAGAACAGAAAAUUAAGUUUAGAGUGCGAUUUUGGGCAUUGAUCCUCAAGGAUAUUUAGGAUUAAGUGCAAGCCGAUCCCGAUCCCGCGUCUAUAUAAUAUAAUACACUCUCUAUAUAUAUACCUCUAUAUAUAUAUAUAUAUAUAUAUGAUCCAGAAGCAGAAAGCCACAUAUAAUCGCAGACUGCGGGCGCCUCCUGCCCGCCAGUUUGGUUUUUGGGGGAAAGGAGUCCUCGGAUGGAGGACAGAUGGAUGUGCAGAUGUGCAGAUACCCCGGUUCCAAGGAGGGACUUUUGUGACUAAGGACGAAAAAUAAAUUUGAAUUUUUUCUGACCAGAA
Molecule: messenger RNA, 6186 nt
Organism: Drosophila ananassae
Lineage: Eukaryota; Metazoa; Arthropoda; Insecta; Diptera; Drosophilidae
Gene: Spt6
Product: transcription elongation factor SPT6
Exons: 6
Coding region: 102-5714 (1870 amino acids)
Biological process (GO): nucleosome organization; transcription elongation by RNA polymerase II; transcription elongation-coupled chromatin remodeling
Cellular component (GO): transcription elongation factor complex
Molecular function (GO): histone binding; DNA binding; nucleosome binding
Source: RefSeq, a predicted model, not a curated record